Messenger RNA from Rhododendron vialii, 1424 nucleotides. RefSeq lists its product as uncharacterized. The record is from RefSeq and is a predicted model, not a curated record. The transcript has 3 exons. Lineage: Eukaryota; Viridiplantae; Streptophyta; Magnoliopsida; Ericales; Ericaceae. The coding region runs from base 298 to 1062 and encodes 254 amino acids.
GUCCUGCGAAAAACACCACCACUCUGAGGGCACAUCACACCACCGCGCACUGUAGCACAAUUCCUCUACCCGAACGUUAAAGUCGGCUCUCUCUCUCUCUCUCUCUCUCUCUCUCUCUCUCUCUCUCUCUCUCUCUAUAUAUAUAUAUAUAGAAUGUAUUCGCCCUGAGGAUUAUAUAUGAGAGACAGAGAGAGAGAGGAAUGAAACCCUCACCGCGCAGAAAUUUUUCCAUCGAAAUCUCUCUCUAGAAAAUCUUGUACAAGUAGUCGAUAACGGAGUUGGUUUUUUGUUCGGUCGAUGGUGAUAUCGGAGAUGAUAUCGGGAGAGAGAGAGGGAGCGAAUAAUAAGUUGACGGUCGUAAUGGGAACAACAUCAUCAUCCAAGCCGCCGCUGCACAACUUCGCCCUGCCGCCGUGCUUGAGGUGGGGGAACCAGAAGCAGCUGAGGUGUAGCAAGGUGGGUCCCGAAGAUUUCGACCCGGAGAAGUACUUUAUCGGACGGCAGCGGAAGGAGAACGAGGGUUUUAAUAAAACGCCGUCGAACGACGGGAUCGAGGCCGUCAGGGCGAAGCUGAUGUUGGAUUUCCAGACGGCGGCCGAUGAAAUGACGGUCGCGAUUUUGGGCGAAGGGUUGUUAAAAGAAACGACGGCGUCGGUUAAGGAAACGGCGGCGUUCGAUGGGGAGAAGGGCAGGCCGUGGAAUUUGAGGACGAGACGAGCUGCGUGUAAGGCUCCGAACGGAACGUUUGCCGGCGGUAACGGUGGCGUAAAGAAGCCUAAUUUCUCGCCGUUGAGGACUGAUAACGAAAAAUCUACUAGACUAUACGGAGAGUCAUACGCUGCGGCGUCGGAUGCUGGAGAGACGAGGGAGAGGGAGAAGUUUUCGGUGUCUCUUUCGCGGGGAGAGAUUGAGGAGGAUUUUAUGGUGAUGGCCGGGCAUAAGCCGCAUCGGAGACCCAAGAAGCGACCCAAGGUUGUGCAGAAGCAACUGGAUUCUCUUUUUCCGGGAUUGUGGUUGACAGAAGUUACAGCUGAUAUGUACAAAGUUGCUGAUGCUCCUUAAGCUUUUGAAAUUUUUAGGGAUUGGAGGAGUUGCUGUUGUUUCUGGAUGUUUGAAGGUUAUUGUUUGCUGGACACUGCUGUAUUCUGACCUCUUAUUAGUGGGUAUACUCAAAUGGUGAGUUGGGACUUCGAUGAAACUGUUGACUUAGCGGUAGAUAUGUUUGAGCUUUAGUUGAUUCAUAAUGCUAAUCUUGUUCAAGAUAAGUUAUUCAAUUAUAUAUAAGUAGUGAUGUUUCUUUAUGCGGAGGGGAAUGAUCUUGUAUAGAGAAACGAUGGAUGGAUUUAUAAGGAGGAAAGGUAUGGUUUUCUAUGUUGAACUUGUUUUCUAUUUAAGGAAUAGAAUUCCUGAGUUAUGUUGGCAAA